CUAUGCGCUGGAUACAGCAGACAGUAUGGCGGACAGCGAAAGUGAUUUGGAUACAGACGGGCUUGAAAUAGCUCUGGACACUUUGUGUGAGAGACACUGCAGCGACGAGUCGUCUCUAAAGAGCAAAGGCUAUUGCUCUGGGUUUUGUGAGUUGGUUGAGGAGUACACAGGACAAUGGCAAGUUCCUCUCCCUCAGCUGAAGGUGCUGCGGACUGCACUCUGCAGUUUCACCAAAGCCACUGCUGCCUUCCCUGAUGACUGUCAACACAUCCACUAUGUUCUCAGCAGUAUGGCCUUGAGCUUUUUUGAACUGAUGCUGUUUUUCAGCAAAGAAGAAUUUGUGGAAGAGCCUUUAAAGGACAUUCUGGAUUCCUUUCAGGAGUGCCACUCUCAGCUCCUGAGGCACAGGAACAUGUACCUUCAGCAUGUGAAGCUGAUCAUCAAAGCAGGAGGCCCCUGGGAAAAUCCAGUGCUGCAAGGAAUCUUGAAGGAGGCAGACUUGUCACCAAAAGAGGUUGAGGACUACUUGAGCUCAGAGUUGCCGGUAUUCUUUGAGCUGCGGAUUCGCUAUCUGCAGGCCUGUGAACGAAUGCAAGAGGCCAUGGCGCUGGCUAAAAGCUGCCUGGAAAAUCGCGAGGCUGGAAAACACUUGUACUUCCAUCAGGCCUACCUGACCUGCCUCCACAAGGCCUCAUUGCAUGAACACCUUUACAAGGAGAUGGCAGAGAUAGACGGCCGUGACGCAGUGGAGAUCAUCUGCAACACAGAGAGUGUUGAAAAAGAUGAGCUUCUGUUGUCGCUGUGUAAAGCUUUCCUUACCCAGCAGCUACACAAUGGAGACAUGUACUACAUCUGGGACCUGGUGUUCAUUUGGAGCAGGUUGUAUCUAAGGGCCCAUCCCUCCAGACAUGGCUUCCUGGCUGAGUGCUUGCAGUUGGCUUCUUCUGCUACUAACGUCAGAGCCAUCUUCCCCUUCAUCAAACUGGUCAAAACAGAGCUCGGGGUUGAAGGAGUCCAGGUCUGUGUGGAGCUUUGUGCUCGGGCCUUGCAGCUGGGUGACAUGCAGGACGACAGUGUUGCCCAGUCCCUUGUCUGCAAGACCAUUGCCUUCCUGCUACCUCAUGACUUGGAGAUCUGUCGAGCUUGUGCCCUGCUGGUCUUCUGCCAGGAGCGCAGUCUGGAAGCCUACCGAACUGUCUGCCUGCUUUACACACAUCCUGACCAGGAGCCGCAUCCCCACAAUAGCCCUGUCCGGACCAGCGUUCGCUUCCAUAUUCUGCAGAUGCUCAAGCAGCGCCUGUGUUUUGACCCAGAGUUUUGGAACCUCCUGACUCUCAGGGAGCAUUGCUUGGAGUUGAUGAGUGACAAGGUCAUGAAGGCCGCUGUUCUCAGCGAGAUGGAGGAGGAGGAGGAAGAGCUGCUAAUAAACAAGUGUGUAAAUGACUCAUGCAAUCAAGGUUUUGAUUCCUGCCAGUGCACUGGAGCUGCAUUUGUGAACCUUCCAGAGGAGCAUACUUUGGGUGGAGAGACAGAAAAGUGUGUUGCCCCAUCUAAUGACGCUCUUCUGACGAGGAGAAAAUGGAGGAAAAGCCUACGAAGAAGAAACAAAUUGUCUGACGAGGCUGACCUUGGUGAUGAUCCAGAGUUCAAAUACAAUCUCAAAUCCACCUCUUCAGGCAAAACGCCUGUGUAUUCACUAAGACGUAAUCACACUAACAUGGAAAAUUCUGCUUCUGUUAAACCCUCUCUAAAACGCAAUAGAGAGUACUUGUCUAGAUGUGUGAAGAGCCAAAUUUUGAAAAGGAAGGGUAAGAAGAAAAGAUGGUUGCAGGGUCUUCCAAGGCUGGAGCCGAUGCAGACAGAUAAAGAGAAGAAGGUCAAAGUUAAAGGGAAAAAACGAGGACGGAAGCCUUCACAGAAACUGGAACUCUCCUACCCUGAUAAUGAAAUAUCCCUGACAGAGGAGGAGUCUGGUUUUGAAGAGAUAACUGACGCAGAAGACAAAGAGCUGGAUAUGCCUCACCUAGAGAAUGAACUUGAACUAAACAGAGAAUAUCAAGAGAAUGAACUCGAGCAGAUGGAUGAGCUUGAAAAAGAAAAUGGACUCGAGACACAUCCUGACUUGGUCUGUGAUAGCAGUCUUAAUGAACAAACCCAAGAGGAAUCUAAAACACAGUUUUCUGAGCCUCAAGCUGCUGUUGAAGCUGAUCCUGAGCUUGAUGGCCCACCCUUGGAUUUAUUGGAUUGUCCAACAUCGUUACACAGCUACUCCAAAAGGCUUGAUGGUGAGAAACUGCAACCUCCAGAAUCUUCUGCACCAGAUGAGGUUAAUGGCGACGCAGAACAGGAACCCCAACCAGUCAACACAGUGGAAACAGAAGUGUCAAACACUGAGGUGAAAGGCAAGAGAACGUGGAAGGACAGAGUACUCCGAACUCAAAAAUAUGCCCACUUGAUGUACCACUGCAACUUCUGCCGCAAAGACUAUAAGGGUCUGAAUGUCAUGAGGCAUGCUCUGUCACACCUAAAGAGUAGGAAACUGAGAUGUAUACUCUGUGGAAAACGCUUUAAACAGCUCCCUUUUGCCAAAAAGCAUGUUUUGGAUCACAUCGAUGAAAUGUGCAAGGAGAAACCCUCUGAUAAGGAGCCAUGCACUGAGGACACUGCAGCUGCAAAUGGAAUAGUAGAUAAUGUGGAAAAUCAGAGUCAGCCUCAGGUUGAAAAUCAGACUUCCAUUCCCAGCGAGGAACCUCUUAAACAGAAACCCACAGGCAAAACUAAAGUGUCAAGCCUCAAGAGGGAAGAUCGAAUCAUCAGGAACCUUCGCACCCUCAUCAAAAAGACAUCUGUGCUUCACAAAAAGUGCAAGAACCCUAAUUCAAAUAUAUUCAAGCAGGUGGACUUCAAGGAUGAGCAGGUAGUCAUUUCAGACGGCCAGGUUAUCGUAAGAGAUCCAUCUGUGAUCAAGAGGGAGGGUGAAGGAGAGGUGGAGGAGAAGCCAGCAGGAGAAAAUGGCUAUGGCAUGGAUAUCGCAUAUCACUUGUGUCCCUCAGAGUCUUGUGACAGAGUUUUCUUGAGGAUCAGCACCACACUAACAAAGCAUGCAAUCAAAUGCCAUAUAAGUGAAGAGAGUGUGCUGGAGAAGACCUUUGUGUGGGCCAAACACAAAUGCACCCUAUGCCUCAGGCAGAUACAGUUCCUCCAGCAUUAUAAGGACCACAUGAAGCGCCACAAUACUACUCUGCAGCACUUCUGCUACCACGUGGAGUGUGACCAGCGCUUCUCGACACAGCAGGAACUAAAGGACCACGUCAGUACCCACCAGCCCUUUAGACCUCAGUGUCCAUUCACAGAGUGUGAUAAGCUCUUCUCAACCCUUCAAGGUCUGUAUGACCAUGAAUGGAGACACUACAUCCCAGCGCCUCAAAGAGAGGAGCUAGAGUCGGGACUCAGCAGACAGAAGAUGCAAAGUGAUGAAGCUCCAUGGAAGCAGAGAGUGAAGGUUGAGGAGAUAUGGCUGCAAAAUAAAAAGUUGCAGAGUGGGAGUCCCGCCCUUGAUCAUGUUGAGGCCUCUAAUCUUGAGGAGUUUAGAGAAAUGAUCAAUACUGAAGAUCAGCCAUGUGAAGUGAACGCCCCAGACACUAAUCAACACCUGUCUAAACCAGUUAACACUGUCAGUCAUGAGCCUACGAACGACAGCAAAGCCACCAUUAAUGGACAUGAGGAUGAGACAAGAAACCAACUGUCAGAGAGAAAAAUCUCCACUUCCCAAACUCAUGCUGCAAAACCAAGUAAGAGCUGUCGAAAAAGGAAGCCCGUCGAGUGGGACCCCCUUAAUGUCCGAGACCUUGAGGAUUUGUCCACUUUGUCUGAGGGAGUCCAGCAGAAACUGGGAGAGCCACACAUCACCGAGCACAAAACCUUCAAACCUGAAGAUCCAGCCUACGCAACUUUCGUCAAAGCCCCCUUCAUCCGGCCACCACCCUCCACCUACCUGGACGAAUCUCGCCUCUCGAUGCAUAAAAGGAGGACCACUGAUGAGGCUGCUCCUCCAAAGAAAAAUGCUUACUGGAGCAACAAGAAAAAGAAUGAGCCAUCACCAGAAAAGCAGCAGGUGGACAAUGCGGCUUCUGCACAGAAGAUCAGGCAUCGCUGUGACAAAUGUCUUUCCUCCUUCAGCAGCCUAGAAGAAUUAGAGAAACACCAAGCCCUGAACACCUGCUCUGCACUCUUUGGCUUCGAUUCUGACGAUGAAAGUUAGUGACAAGCAGCUGUGACUGGGGUGACCACUGUACUCUGCCACCUGGCUCAGGGCAACCAUUCAAGAUAAAGGAACACUGGAAAUCUUCCCUGUUACUCAGAUACAGUACUUAUUUAACUCCUGAAUACCAAUUUUUAAACACUGAGGAAAUGUGUGCCAUAAUGGUGAAUUGGAUUUUUUUUUUUUUUUUUUAAUAAUAGAGCCUUUUCGAAGCAAUAAUUUUGACAGCUAAAACUAGUUUGAACACAUUGUUUUUCCUCAAAACAUCAUCCACGUGUGCUUUGUCAAGUAGGUCAAACAAACAUAAAUGUGAUAAAUAUGUAUUCUCUCUCUCUUAUCUAUGAUAAGUUGAUAAUUACUUGCCUUUUCAAACAUUGGUUAUAAAAACUAAUAUUUUUUAAGCAAAUCUUAAAGUAAUGCUGAAAAAUGCCUGGGAACUGACAAACCAAAUAUUGCCCAAGACAACCUCCUUAGAACACACACAAUAGUCGUCCAUGCACAAAUUCUCAGUUACGCCUUAAAAUAACUGGUAAUCACAGUAUUCACAGAAUGGCAGAAUUUUAAUGACAACCAUUUGACAACCAAGUGUACAUGUACAUUUGGGUCAUAUACUCAACAGUAUAUCUUUUAACAGUGAGGUAAAGAGAGCCCCAAUUAACUUAAUUUUUAAUCACUUUUUUAAAAUUGACAGUUAAUUUGAAUGUAAUCAGUAUUUCUUUCGGCUUCACGAAGCCUUUUUGGAUCAAGUGGAUAUAAGUCAUUUUACAUCUGUUGUAAGCCCAUGAUUUUUUUUACAAAGAUUAUAGACACGUUAUCCAACUAUGAACGAUAAUUUAUUUAACCAUCUAAUAAUCUAUAUGAGAAAAAAUGGCUUGGCAUCAAGAUUUGCUCACAGACUUGCUCACAGGGGGUGUCCCAUCAUACUCAGUGGGACUUCAUGUAUGUCAUGACUUCAUGUUUCCCACCUUCAAAUGAUGCCAAUCAUGGCUUCAGAUUAUGAUUUUAAAGUCCUAUCCCCAUUUUGUCCUCAGAGUAUGAAUUUACAUGCAGUAUAUCAUAAGCAGUGUUUGCAACUGUAUGAAAUAUUGUUAAAAAAAAAGUCAUGUUAAUUGGUGGAAAGAUGAGCCCAAUGCUGUUCAGCAUGAUUGUUAAUUAUUCUAGUCUUCCAAAUGAAUCGCACACCUCUCUAAGCUUUGGUCUCUAUAGAGCUGAUGUAUAAAAAGCCUCAAUAGAAACAACAACGGAUAUGUGGUGGUUGUGUCCCCCUUCAGAUCUCUAUCUCUAAAUAAAUCCUCCGAACCCUUGUCACAUACAGCACAUUUUCAAACUGUAGGAGGAGGUGUUUCCAGCAUAAUUUGUGUGGGCAGCUGUUUUUGUCACUAAGCAGGAUUGGGUUUGCCUUCGUUAACUGGUCUUCUGGUCAUGGUAUGACAAGAAUCACUUGUCCAUUAAAGCCGUGACCAAACUAUCUGAAUCCAUGUACAUCUGCCUUCAUACUGUCACACUACUAUUCUGUACAGUAUACAGAUUAUUCACAAUUAUAUUAGUGCCAAGAAUGAAUCACAGUAUUACUGUACAUACAUAUUAAAAGGAAACUUUGCUGAUUUCAGCAUGCUCUGUAUCAUCAGUGUAUGCAGAUAAAUGGCGUCCCUUCCGCUAUGCCACUGUGUUGACAAAGAGCUGGUUGAAAAUCGGUUAAGUUUCUCUUUAAGAUCAAUAAUACAGUACCAGAUUGCUUUCAAGUUUUUUUUUUUUACUUUUACUCAAGUCUUUCAUUAUGUCAAAUAUUUCACAUUGGUCAUUUGUUAUGUAUAUACUUUUGAGAGGAUCUGUUUAAUAACUUUUAAUGUAAUGUUUUUAUGGGACUGCACUUAAACCUGCUUAUUUAUAUGUAAAAAUGUUAAUAGAUUGGAUUUGUAAAGGUAAUGACAAUUCCCCAUCUAUUUUUCUUAAAGAAAAGCGAUUAAAUUUGUUUGAAUAAACAAAUGCAACUAAAAGUCUGUUU
Molecule: messenger RNA, 6266 nt
Organism: Epinephelus fuscoguttatus (brown-marbled grouper)
Lineage: Eukaryota; Metazoa; Chordata; Actinopteri; Perciformes; Serranidae
Product: zinc finger protein 654-like
Exons: 12
Coding region: 26-4261 (1411 amino acids)
Biological process (GO): regulation of transcription by RNA polymerase II
Cellular component (GO): nucleus
Molecular function (GO): DNA-binding transcription factor activity, RNA polymerase II-specific; DNA binding
Source: RefSeq, a predicted model, not a curated record